AUGGCGAACAUGCGCGCCUGGCAAUACACAACCCGCAACGACCCCUUCGAAUCCAACCUCUCUCUCAACACCGUACCUAAACUCCAAGCACCUUCCAAAUGCUCCUCUGAAAAGACUCCAUGUAUCCUAGUCCGCGUCUAUGCCGCAUCCAUCAACCCAGCAGACCACAAAGUCCCUGUCACCCCUAUAAUCGGUUACUUUCUCAACUCGAAACCCGCAACCCCCGGGCUCGAUUACGCCGGCAUCAUCGAAUCCAUCCCCAUAGGCUGCCCUACUACCCUCAUAGCCGGCGACAAAGUCCUCGGUCGCCUCGAUUGGCCGUAUCAACAUGGUGCCCUAGCAGAGUACAUCCUCGGACAGCCCAACGGGCUGGUGAAGCUUCCAGAUGGUUUGUCCUUCGCACAAGGAGCCGCUAUAGGCACCGCCGCGCUGUCGGCGCUGCAGCCGCUAGAGCUUGCUAAGAUCAAGCCUGAAGAUUAUGUAUUCAUCAAUGGUGGAAGCGGUGGCGUGGGGAGUUUCACGCUGCAGAUUGCGAAGUUGCUGGGUGCGGCGCACGUCACUGUGACUUGUGGGCCUGCGAACGUCGACCGCAUGAAAGCUCUGGGCGCGGACGAGGUUAUCAACUACCGCGAAUCAGACGUUGCAGAUGUGCUGAAUACCAGCGCGAAAGACACUGGCCGAUUGUACGACAUUGUGAUUGAAAAUGUUGGCGCUAUCGACACACUCUACGAGAACUGCCAUCAUUUCGUCAAGCCGGGAGGCCACUUCGUACAGGUGGCCGGUACGAACGCGCUCUUCACUUUCAAACGAAUGAUAACACCUGGGCUUCUGGGUGGAGGCAAGAGGAAGUACAGUCCGUACCUGGCGUAUAAUGUCCGUGAUCAAUUGGAGAAAAUUGCGAGGUGGGCGGGUGAAGGCAAGCUGAAGGUGGAAAUCGACGAGGAAUUCGCAUUUGAAGACGCAAAGGAGGCAUUCGAGAAGUUGAGGAGUGAUAGGGCGAAAGGGAAGCUUGUUGUGAGGGUGUCUAGUGAGGGGCAGUCAUGA
Messenger RNA from Didymosphaeria variabile, 1044 nucleotides. RefSeq lists its product as uncharacterized. NCBI's taxonomy places the organism in Eukaryota, Fungi, Ascomycota, Dothideomycetes, Pleosporales, Didymosphaeriaceae. The record is from RefSeq and is a predicted model, not a curated record. Bases 1 to 1044 code for a protein of 347 amino acids. The transcript has a single exon. Gene Ontology annotation, molecular function: oxidoreductase activity.